AUGGGAAAUGACGAGGGCCGUGCUGCAGUGAUCACCGGUCGUCGCGCGCCGAGCGAACGCAUUGUGCCUUCGGGCUGCCUCACGUGCGGUCUUCUCACCGGUGCGCUCUCUUCCAGUUUGUUUACUCCUUUCGACAGAGCGUUGUAUCUUUCUGUCACCGCCCGGCGACCCCUGUUCGAUCGUCGGAACUGGGAGAGACCCUUCCAGGGGCUCCUGAACACGUUUGUCUCUCGGGCAGUUAAUACGGGCCUGUAUUAUCCUCUAGAAAGCAUCUUCGCCAAUGUCCUAUCCUCGAUUUGUUCAUCGUCUCCAUUUCUGAACGCGCUGCGAGCUCAGCAACAUGCCAGCCUCGGCGCGCCAGGACAGGCGGGCGCACGCCAGUUGCAGGAAGCUGCAGCUGGUGAGCCGCAUGAAGCUGUGAAGGACUCCGGCAGUUCGCCUCCCACUUCGAAAUGGAUUUUCUUGGCUUCUGGGCAACUCGUCGGCCUGACGACCGCGCUCGUGUGCCACCCCAUGAAUAUGGUGAAAUGCGCCAGCUGGAGCAACCAUGCUGAGACAUCGUCUGGCGCCUUCUUCAAAUCUCUGCGAAUAGGAGCUGCCGCUGUCUCGCAUGCAGGUCCCCAACUCCUGUACCGCGGGCUGGGUCCAACUCUGUGGAGGGAGGUGACCUUCGGCGGCGUGUUCAGCGUCCUGCGCCACGAAUGGGGGGCCGCCAGGGGGGACGCAACGUCCUGGAGCUCGACGGAGACCCUAGAGGCACCAGGAGCGCCUCCGGCUUCCUGUUUUUCGAAAGCGACUCUCCUGGACAUCUUGAGCCCGUUUGGCGCGAACUUCCUCGCGGCGUCCGCGGGCGUCCUGCUUUCUUCGCCGUUCAACUACGCGCGAAACAUGCAGCUCGCGACUCCGUUGGCGCGGCCUACGCCCUCGACCUGGGGCUCCUUGCGCGACCUCUGGAGAGACGCCUUCCGCCCCGCGCCGGCCGCAGAACACGAGAACCCUGUCGCGCGGGAUGUCUGUGGCGCAGGCACACCUGCGCAGGCCUCCUGCCGCGCGCGAAAGCUUCUAGGCAGUUCGUCUCAGGCUUCGCGCGCAGACCUGCCAAGGGACAUCCAGAAGAAAGCGCUGGAGUUCUUCGUCCACCACCCCACAGUCCGCGGCCUAGUCGCCCUAAACGACCGCCUGCGCAUCGGUUGGGGCACGGGGCGAGCAUGUCUGGGAAUAACGAUUGGAGCGAUCGCGUACGAUGCAUGCAUGAUCCACCUCAUAACGCCAGGCUGCUGA
Molecule: messenger RNA, 1281 nt
Organism: Besnoitia besnoiti
Lineage: Eukaryota; Apicomplexa; Conoidasida; Eucoccidiorida; Sarcocystidae
Product: carrier superfamily protein
Exons: 4
Coding region: 1-1281 (426 amino acids)
Biological process (GO): glycine import into mitochondrion
Cellular component (GO): mitochondrion
Molecular function (GO): glycine transmembrane transporter activity
Source: RefSeq, a predicted model, not a curated record